AUGGGAAACAGUUUGUCUUGUGAGCUCAUCCGACACAUUCAUUCAGAUUCUUUCUUUCGGUUUCAGGCAAAAAGGAAAAGAAGAAACAGACGAUGCAUCCGACGGUAAAACCGAAAAACACAAAGAUAAAGAAGAAGACGGGACGGAUAGUUUUGGAGAAGAAUCGGAAGAUUUAUCAGAAGGACAAAGAGAUCUAUUGCGUGAUUUUUGACCCGGAAAGCUUUAGUAUACACGAUUUGGCGCUCGUCGGACAGAAGAACGCACCCGAGAAUCUGAUUCGGCACGACGUGGUCAGACUGCAGUAAUUCCAUCGCUCCCUCUGCAUCUUUUCCUGUUUUCAGCUACCGAAAAAGUUCGGAAGAGUCGAAUUAAUCCCCGAUAUUUCUUCUCUGAUGACUCGGAAAGGAGGCAAGACGACGCCGUUGAAAACGAAGUCGAUGUUCGGAAAAUCACAGAUAGGCACGUCGUCGACGGGAGCAGUGGAGAGCAAUUCGAACGGAGAGUUCGAGAUUGUGGCCAUCCAGGAUUACGUGGAUGAUCUGUACCUGCAGAUGCGUGAGUUUCCGUUCGAUGCAAUCCAUCCAGGAUCCGAGAAUGAUUUCAGUGAACGGAGACCGGACGAUCGAGGAGGCGCCGAGGGACAGCUCCGCAUCGUCGACGGACACGAAAUGA
This is a messenger RNA of Caenorhabditis sp. 36 PRJEB53466, 672 nucleotides long. The record is from the annotation of a GenBank genome assembly. NCBI's taxonomy places the organism in Eukaryota, Metazoa, Nematoda, Chromadorea, Rhabditida, Rhabditidae.